UUGGUGUAACAAAACAAGCCAUUUGGUGACAUCACCUCAGACUGGAGGAGAUGUGUGAGGGGCAUGUUAACUGUGUUCUGGUGUUUAUGGUGUCACUAGUGUAAUGAUGAGCAGAUUAAUCGAUUAUGAAAAUAAUCGUUGCUUGGUUGCCCUCCUGGACACAUUAUGUCAACCUCAGUGCUUUCAUAACACGAGCAGCAUCGCAUUAUUACAUUAUAUAUUAUUAUCUUCCACAUUUGUAUUUGGGAGUUCCUAGUCUGGCCAGUCACCUUGACAACAUUGGCCCAAUGACAGCGCGCACGCGAACUAGGCCAGCCAAUCGCAGGCGUCCGUCGCUAGCUGCAUGUCAUUUCUGCUUCUGCUCCGCUUUGCAACCUGCAAACCGUGUUUUGUUUGUCUUGUCUGCGCAGCAGCAGUGAUGAGACCGCGGGCUCCCUUGCUGCCGCUGCUGCUGCUGGCUCGGUACAAACGGAGGAAACCUCUUCUUCCCUUCUCGUGACUUUUCCCGCUCAUGAGGACUCCGGUAAUAACCGCAGAGGACGCACGGAGCAGGACCGAACGGGAGCGCACCACCGCCGGCUGGGCUCUGGACUCAGCUGCUGCUGCUGCUGCUGCUGGAUGAGAGAGGAGAGAGUCUGACUAGGCAUUUUCUCCCCGGUGACAAGAGACAAUCUCAGCGGCGCAUCUUCCCACAUCCUCCUCCUCCUCCUCCCUCUUCCUCUCUCCUCUCCUCCUCCUCCACCACCACCUCCACCGCUGCCCUCCAAGGCUGCAGCCCCACCGACCAUGGCCCUGGUGACUCUGCAGCGCUCCCCCACUCCCAGUGCAGCAUCCUCGGCCAGCACGACCAACAGCAGUGCGGGGGAGGAUUUUGGAAGUGAUGAUGAGCGGAAAAAUAAUCAGAGCCUCAGUGAGAGCUUCUUCAUGGUCAAAGGAGCCGCCCUCUUCCUCCAGCAGGGCGGCAGCGCACAAGGACCAAAGACCCCGACCCACCACAAACACGCAGGUGAUUUACCUCAACACCUGCAGGUCAUGUUUAAGAUCCUCCGGUCUGAAGAUCGCAUUAAGCUGGCUGUCCGGUUAGAGAGCGGAUGGUCAGACCGCGUGCGCUACAUGGUCGUCAUCUACACCAACGGCCAUCAGGAUACGGAGGAAAACAUCGUCGUGGGUAUGGACUUCACAGACAAGGACAGUAAAAAUUGCUCUAUUGGGAUGGUGCUGCCACUGUGGAGUGAUACCAACAUACAUUUAGAUGGAGAUGGAGGCUUCAGCGUGAACACGGCGGGGCGGUCACAUGUCUUCAAGCCUGUGUCUGUGCAGGCCAUGUGGUCUGCCCUGCAGGUCCUCCACAAGGCAUGCGAGGUGUCGCGCCGGUUCAACUACUUCCAAGGAGGCAUCCCUCUCACCUGGAUGGCCUUCUACGAGAGCUGCAUCACCUCGGAGCAGAGUUGCAUCAACGAGUGGAACGCUAUGACCGACCUGGAGACCACCCGGCCCGACUCGCCCACCAUGUUCGUCGACCGGCCGACUGAGCGAGAGAGAACCGAGUGUCUCAUUAAAGCCAAGCUACGCAGCAUCAUGACGUUUCAAGACCUGGAGAACAUCACCUCCAAGGAGAUCCGUAACGAGCUGGAGCAGCAUAUGAGCUGUAACCUCACAGAGUACAAAGAGUUUAUAGACAACGAGAUGCUUUUGAUCCUGGGUCAGAUGGACAAGCCCACGCUUAUCUUCGACCAUGUGUACUUGGGCUCUGAGUGGAACGCUUCCAACCUGGAAGAACUACGUGAAUGCGGCGUGGGUCACAUCCUGAAUGUUACCAGAGAGAUUGACAACUUCUUCCCGGGGAUGUUUUCUUAUAACAACAUCCGCGUAUACGAUGAGGACGCCACCGACCUGCUGGCCCACUGGAACGACACCUACAACUUUAUUGUCAAAGCCAAGAAGAACAAUUCCAAGUGCCUGGUGCACUGUAAGAUGGGGGUGAGCCGGUCCGCCUCUACAGUUAUUGCCUAUGCAAUGAAGGAGUAUGGCUGGUCCCUGGAGAGAGCCUACAACUUUGUCAAGCAGAAACGGAGUAUAGCUCAGCCAAACGCCGGUUUCAUGAGACAGCUGGCAGAGUACGAGGGAAUCCUGGACGCAAGUAAACAUCGCCACAACAAGCUGUGGAGGCCUGGAACGGAUGAGGAAGGAUCAGAUGAUUUGCAAGCCUCUGGCCACAGUACUGGUGGGGAGGAGACGCCAGUGUCCAGAGGGGAUGAAGCGUGGGGAGGCUGCGGGGCGUCUCCGUGCAGGGCUCCGGGCCUGGAGAUGGAGCCCCUUGACUCUCUGAACUAUAAUUAUUACUUCAGACGUUUGUCGGACUCUGCGCUAGACAGCGAGCCCUCCACCCCGGUGCGGGGUCCCCCUCUGCUAGGCAUGGAAAGAGUUUUCAUCGAGAUCGAAGACGUGGAGAGGGACGCCCUAUUGGAGGACGAGGGCUUCCCCAUGGCCCAUUUAGCCCUGCCUGGCGAGGGAACGGCGGCUCAGACGUGCGGCCGCCUCGACCCCCUGGAGGACAUGAGGCAUAGGCUCGAGAUCAGCACUUUGGAGGAAGAGGACGAGGAGGAGGCCAAGAAAGAGGAAGCUGAGAUGGCAGCCUUGGCUGCAACGCCUGGAAAUUCAGAUGGGAAGAGGGCAGGGGAGGACGCCGAGAGGACGGAGGAAAGCCGGUUAGGCCUGGCCAACCUGAACACCAACAACAGCAACCGCCUCGCCGCCAAGCGCAGCUGCCCCGCAGCUUUUGACGACAGUGCUAGCACAGGAAACCCUUUAAAAGUGAAGCCCUCCUAUCAGUCCUGUAAAGACUGCCUGCGUCUACCACAAGGGCGGCGCUGUGACCGUCCAGCAGGAGGCCGUUCUCACCGCCUUAACCCCUCCCGCCACUGCACUAUCCCCACCAUAUGCAUAGAUCCACCCGGGACCAAUUUUGCCUCCUCCACCACAAUUCUGCAGUCUCUGCAAGCCCCUGUAGUCGUCCCACCCAGCUUGGUCCAGCCCUGUAGUCAUCUGUACCGCUGUGCCACCUGCAUCCCCGGUGUCCCGCUAACCAACCGCCAGAAACCGGUCUCACCCAUGAGCUGCGAGGAGACGCCUCCUGACCACAGCUCGGCGGACACUGCAGAGGACAUGGGGGACGACGUGGGAGCCCCUGUAACCUCGAGGGAGGUUACAGGGGCCAUCGGUGCGGCUCCUGCUGAAGGUUUAGAAUUACAACCGGGUGGUGCGGCGGAGCUCCAGCAGCAGGCGCUGGCCCAGCUACAGAUGCCAGGACUGGGGAUAGAAUUUGGUCUGGAGCUGAUGCGACAGAGGGCGGAGCAGCUGGAGAAGCUGCCGAGCUUGGCCAUGGAGGGCCAGCUCCCAGUAGGGCCUCUGCCUUAACACAGUGGCCCGGGACAUGGAUGAGAUGGAGGAGGAGGCUCACCACUGCCUCCAGCAGGUACCUUUUAGAUGACUGCCGCUGUGGUGUCGUACCAGAAACGAAGCUCUGCUUUGACCUGUACUGUCAUGUCCUGGCCUCAUAGCUGCACUGUCACAAGCUGCAUUUCCAGAGAGUGUCCUGUCAUUGUCUACCGGCAUUAAAGAUCCAGAUGAGGCUGGUUGUUUUUGACUAUACGCUAAAGGCUUGAACGCUUCUGGCCAGGUAAGGACUGAAGACUUUCCCCCCGUGUCCUUCCACUUGUCCCUCAAAGGCCCAUCUGGUCUCUUCUGAGCCUGCUGACCACAUACAGGAUCAUCACACUUCCCCACAGCCCAGUGGAGAUGAGCCUUAUGCUGCCAUUUUACCCUCAACAGGCAGGUUUGGCAUAUUCCCAAGACAGGAGACAGUGGUGGUUGUUGUUCCUUUCUAACUCCUGAGAAAGCUACAGCUAGCACUCUGAUGUUGAUGGAGAGAAAAAGUAACACGCUUCUGUCAGUGUACUGUAUGUUUUUCAAUCCAAACUCAUCAACAGUAUCCAUGAAGGAGCUCAAUGAAUGUUUGCAGUUGAGCCAUUUUGGUUUGCAUUCGGCGUCUCCUCGUGUUACCACUGAUAGCUGAAUCCUCACUAACCUCCACUUAUAUUUUUUUUUCCCUGCUGCAGCUGCUUUUGCAUCACGAAAGGGCAUUUCACGUGGAAGCAUAAUAAUUUUGAAAAAGGAUGUGAGCCUCUUUAUGCCUCUUUGUAAAGCGUCGUACCUCGGACCACAAGCAUCUCUCGGACUGUUUUGGUCAAAGACUCUUUUGUUGUCUCUCCGCUCAGUGGCUGGUUCACCCUGACCUCCUGCAUUUAAUGUAAUCAUGUACUUAAAGCACUCAUUUUAGCCCCACGCAUGACUUUGCAGUAUUACAAAACAUAUCGUCAACAUGCUUAGACAUAAAACAUUUAAGUUGUCUUUUUUUAAUAUAUAUAUAUAUAUAUAUAUAUAUAUAUAUAUAUAUAUAUAUAUAUAUAUUAAAAUGCAUUCAAAUUUGUCAUAAUUCAGUUUAACUGACAACGAUCAUUCAUCAGAUGGAGGAUAAAUUGGUUGAUUUGAACCCAACUCCUCGUCUUAUGCCUGAAAUAACGAUAAAAACGACUGAAGUUCGUUACAUUCAUUCAUUCAGAUGUCAGGAAACAUUCAGAAGCUCAAAUGUAAUCUUAUUUUCCACUCUUGGUCUGAUCACUUCCUGAUGUAACCAAAGCCAUAUCACGUUGCCAGGUCCAGUUAAUCACUUUCUCACCCAGUCUGCAUCUGGGUAGUCAUUUCUCUAAGAGGAAAACAUGGCUCACACAGUUAACGUUUUGGUCACACUUUGAAAAACAACAGGCUACCUUUUCCUUAAACCCACAAACAUUUGGUGAAGGCACACUAAUCAUGUAUAGAAUUAGCACUUGGGCACAACUCCAGUAUCCAUUCACACACGGUGCACAUUUCAGAUACAUUUAAUCAAAUUAGUUUGAGAACACUAAAGCAGGAACAGACAUCAGAAUGAGUUCUAUUCUUUGCUUGCAGUGUAAAGUCCAUCCUUGUGAGUGUAGCUUAUUUGAUCUAUUGAUUAUUAUUAUAAUAAUUCUGACUUUCCAAAAAUAUUUCUAUUUACAGUGUGAAAAUUAAAAAUUAUAGUCUUAAUUUACAAUAUUAGAUUUCCUUUAUCUUAAGUACAGAAAAAAAUUCACCUAUUAAGAAAACUGCAAAGCCCAGCACUUUUUCAACUCUUCAAGUAGGGCUGCAACUAUCCCUCUUUUUCAUUGUCAAUUAAUUUGUUGAUUAUUUUCUCAAUUAAUCGAUUAGUUGUUUGGUUUAUAAAAUGUCAGAAAAUGGUGAAAAAUGCCGAUUGGUGUUUCCCAAAGUCCAAGAUGACGUCCUCAAAUGUCUUGUUUCGUCCACAAAUCAAAAAUGUUCCGUUUACAGUGAUAGAGGAGUAAAGAAACCAGAAAUUAUUCAUAUUUAACAAGCUGGAAUCAGAGAUUUUUUACUUUUUUUUU
Molecule: messenger RNA, 5483 nt
Organism: Sebastes umbrosus (honeycomb rockfish)
Lineage: Eukaryota; Metazoa; Chordata; Actinopteri; Perciformes; Sebastidae
Gene: ssh1b
Product: slingshot protein phosphatase 1b
Exons: 15
Coding region: 787-3417 (876 amino acids)
Biological process (GO): actin cytoskeleton organization; protein dephosphorylation; negative regulation of actin filament polymerization
Cellular component (GO): cytoplasm
Molecular function (GO): actin binding; protein tyrosine/serine/threonine phosphatase activity
Source: RefSeq, a predicted model, not a curated record